GAGAAUGCAAAUCUUGUUAUUAAAGGAAGGGAAAACCAGUACAACACCAUCUUAUAUCUCUUAAGUACCUUAGACCUUUCAGGGAACAAAUUAUCUGGAAAAAUGCCAGAAGAACUUACAAGUCUCGAUGCAUUACAAUCGCUGAAUUUGUCAGGAAACUAUUUGAGUGGGAGCAUUCCAAAAAAGAUUGACACUAUGACAGCGUUGGAAUCUCUUGAUCUUUCAAGGAACCAAUUGUCUGGUCACAUUCCUUCAGGCAUGUCAAGUUUAACAUUCUUGAGUUUCUUGAACUUGUCAUGCAACAACUUGUCUGGACAAAUUCCAACAGGCACCCAACUGCAAACCAUGGAUGCUUCCAGCUUUAUUGGCAACAAAUUGUGUGGACCGCCACUCCUCAUAAAGUGUAGAGAGGAUCAUGUGACAUUGAAUAGAGAUGCAAGUACUGAAGAUGGAGAAAGACAAGAUGAUGAAUAUUGGUUUCGAUUGGGCAUUGGAAUGGGGUUUGGAGUGAGCUUUGGAGGUGUCAUUGUUCCGCUGCUGGUUUGUGGAUUUUGGAGGCGUGCAUACUUCUGGUUUUUCGAAGAAUAUUUGUGGUACAAAUUUGUGGAUUACUUUAUGAAAGUAAAGUACAUGUUUUAAUAUUAUUUGGGUCAAUCGUUGUUUAAAGGCUUUUUUAAUAAAAUAGUGCUAAGUUCAUUUUCUUAGUCCAGUGUUGCCAACUUGCUAGUCUCAAUCUUUGUUUUGUUUAGCCUCUUCUAAUUUAUCUUGUUUUAUUGGU
This is a messenger RNA of Humulus lupulus (European hop), 778 nucleotides long. RefSeq names its product receptor-like protein EIX2. The coding region runs from base 103 to 639 and encodes 178 amino acids. The transcript has a single exon. Gene Ontology annotation, molecular function: protein binding. NCBI's taxonomy places the organism in Eukaryota, Viridiplantae, Streptophyta, Magnoliopsida, Rosales, Cannabaceae. The record is from RefSeq and is a predicted model, not a curated record.